Molecule: messenger RNA, 417 nt
Organism: Staurois parvus
Lineage: Eukaryota; Metazoa; Chordata; Amphibia; Anura; Ranidae
Source: the annotation of a GenBank genome assembly
CACUGAUGAUCACUGUGCCCUAAUGAUCAGUGUAACCCCAGCAGUUCCACCUGUCAGUGUCCAUCAAUGCCAGCUGUUAGUGCUCAUCAAUGCCACCUGCCAGUGCCCAUCAGUGCCUCAUCAAUGCCACAUAUCAGUGCCCAUCUGAGCUGUCUUUCAGUGUCACCUAUCAGUGCCAUGCCAGUCAGUGCCAUCUAACAGUGCCGCCUAUCAGUGCCAUAUAUGAGUGUUGCCUUUCAGUGCCCAUCAGUGAUGCCUGUCAAUGCCCAUCAGUGCCACCUACCAGUGCCUCCUCAUCAGUGCCCAUCAGUGCCACCUAUCAGUGCCCAUCACUGCCACCUAUCUGUGCCCAUCACUGCAUCCUCAUUAACGCACAUCAGUGAAGGAGAAAAAUCACAUAUUUACAAAAUUUUAUAA